Messenger RNA from Knipowitschia caucasica, 1686 nucleotides. NCBI's taxonomy places the organism in Eukaryota, Metazoa, Chordata, Actinopteri, Gobiiformes, Gobiidae. The record is from the annotation of a GenBank genome assembly.
AUGGAGGUGCCUCUCGUUAAUUUUGAAAACAUAGAUGAUGUGGGUAUCAACCUGGGUGACCCUAGUGACUCAGGAUACCCGACCUCACCCACCUCAGAGGCACCGGAUCAGAAUCUUCUUACACAUCGUCUUUCGUCGCCUCAUCAGUCGCCGCACAGAGGGAGACGGAGGCUCUUGUCUGGGCAUGAGGGGCUGUCCCCAACCUCCCCUACAACCCUGACCACCAAGGCUAGCUCCAGCCGCGGCAGCCUAAUGUCCAACCUGAAGCUGCUCAUUCACGGUGAGUCCCCUACAGAAAGUGCCUUCAGUAAGAUGGUCAAAGACUCCUACGAGAACGAAGAUCUCUUUGACAAACGAUGUUUGGAAGAACGAGACGAGAAAGUAAUCAUCAAUAUCUCAGGACUCGUGUUUGAGACCCAGCUCAGCACACUCAACAAGUUCCCUGAAACUCUUCUCGGCAACCCCACAAAGAGAAUAAGCUACUUUGAUCCAAUGAGGAAUGAGUACUUUUUUGAUCGAAACCGCCCAUCUUUUGAUGGUAUUCUUUACUACUAUCAGUCUGGAGGGAGACUGCGCAGACCGGCGAAUGUUUCUUUGGAUGUUUUUGCAAAUGAAAUACUUUUUUAUGAGCUGGGUCACGAGGCCAUCGAGCAAUUCAGAGAAGACGAGGGCUUCAUUAAAGAGCCUGAAGUUCUUCUACCCACCAACGAAGUCAAGCGACAGUUCUGGCUGUUGUUCGAAUACCCCGAAAGUUCCAGUGCAGCGAGAUCAGUGGCUCUCGUCUCUGUGUUUGUUAUUGUCAUCUCUAUUGUCAUCUUCUGCUUGGAGACUCUCCCAGAGUUCAGAGAUGACACUGACACAAUCGCAGGUGUUGUCCACUCCGUUAAUGGGACUCAGGACAGCUCCAAACAAGCUAAAGACAUCAUGGACUUUCUCACUGACCCCUUUUUUAUCGUGGAGACUAUUUGCAUAAUCUGGUUUUGCUUUGAAGUGGGUGUCCGUUUUGUGGUCUGCCCCAGCAAAAGUGAUUUUUUUAAUAACAUUAUGAAUGUUAUCGACAUAGUUUCGAUCAUUCCCUAUUUUGUAACAUUGGGAACCGAGCUGGCAGCGCCCCCAGAGGAAGACGAAGGGAACGCCAACCAGAACAUGUCACUGGCUUUCAUUCGAAUAAUCCGUCUUGUGAGAGUUUUUCGCAUAUUCAAGCUUUCACGACACUCUAAAGGACUCCAGAUUCUGGGGCAGACAUUGAAAGCCAGUAUGAGGGAAUUGGGACUUCUUAUUUUUUUUCUAUUCAUCGGAGUCAUCCUGUUCUCAAGUGCCAUCUACUUUGCAGAAGUGGAUGAACCUCAGACUCAGUUUGUGAGCAUCCCUGACGGCUUCUGGUGGGCAGUGGUGACGAUGACCACUGUGGGGUAUGGAGACAUGUGUCCGAUUACGAUGGGAGGCAAAAUGGUUGGCACCUUAUGUGCCAUUGCUGGUGUACUAACCAUUGCCCUGCCUGUGCCUGUCAUUGUCUCCAACUUUAACUAUUUCUACCAUCGUGAGACUGAGCAAGAGGAGAAGCAGAUGUUGGAUGCAGCAGCAGAGGCGGCUCAAAAGACGUCUGCGGCGAACAAAUACGGAAGCACUCCUUCUCUCAGUAAGAGUAAUGGGACCUGGCAGAAUGAGAAGAAUGGUAAGCACUGA